Cydia fagiglandana is the source of this 1588-nucleotide messenger RNA. Its product is annotated as zinc finger protein OZF-like. Gene Ontology annotation, biological process: regulation of transcription by RNA polymerase II. The transcript is spliced from 8 exons. Lineage: Eukaryota; Metazoa; Arthropoda; Insecta; Lepidoptera; Tortricidae. Gene Ontology annotation, cellular component: nucleus. Gene Ontology annotation, molecular function: zinc ion binding. The record is from RefSeq and is a predicted model, not a curated record. Bases 66 to 1550 code for a protein of 494 amino acids.
AUCAAAAGAAAUAAAAGUAAAGCACAUAAUUUAACUUAAUGCAGAUUAUGAAUUAAAGCUUUACAAUGUCCGACAUUUGCAGAUUCUGUUUAUCAUUUUCUAGUGAUAAUAUGCGGCCUUUAACCGACUGUGAUGGUAUUGUGUAUAACAGCAUAAGUUUUAAGAUCCAUAUUCCCCUAAACAAUAUAUUUCCAACUCAUAUUUGCGCCAUAUGUGUUAAUAAACUGGCCGAUUUUAAUAAAUUCUGCUUGCAAGUACAAAAAAAUGAGGAAACUCUGCUCAAUAAACUGAAUAAAGGAAAAUAUGCUUUAGAGAAAUUUUACGAACAAUUAAAAAAUGAAAUUAAACAAAAUAACACACUCAUACAAGAAAAUCAAGAAGCCAUUGACAGUUUAAAAGAAAAUGAAGUAAAAAUUAAGACUGAAGUUCUGAAUUCAGACUAUGAUACUGAUUUUGACCCCGAUGAUGAUUUACCACUUUUGAAAACAAGAGAUAGCAAUAUUGAAGAUGCACUGAAUACAAAUGUUACUAAAACUGACAAGGAAAUUUCAGAGACUCUUUCUGCAAAACUUUUUAGUUUCAAAUGUCUUACAUGUUUUGAAAUGUUCAUUAGUCAAAAUAAAUUAUUGAAUCAUUACAAUAGUGUACAUAAAGUCAAAGCAGAAAUAAAAGGGAAUCAGUAUACACAGAUUGAUGGUGAUGAAAAAAUACUGUAUAAAUGUAAUAAAUGUGAUAAAACCUAUGAAAAUGUAAGAUCGGUAAAUAAACAUGCAAAAACACAUUGUGAUGAAAACUUCCAUUGUAAGCUUUGUGGAAGGACAUAUAAAACUGUAUCAGAAAUCAUAAGACAUGGCAGAGCUCACAACGGUAAGAAAAUGUCAUGCUCGUUGGGAUGUGGUUUUGCUACAGUGUACUCUGGAGCUCUUAAAAGUCAUGAGAGGAAGCAUAAGGAGGAAUAUAAGUACAAAUGUGAAACCUGCGGAAAGAGCUUCCAAGUGAAAACCUGGUAUGAACAGCAUCAGAACAUACACACUGGGGCUAAACCAUAUACCUGCGAUAUGUGCGGCAUGGCGUUUCAUAUGGACAGGUACCUGAAGGCGCAUUGCAGUGCCGUACACCCUGAAGCGUCCUUAAAGAAACGUUACGUGUGUGUACACUGCUCCAAGCCUUGCGGAACUAUGAAGGCACUUACGAGGCAUUUGAAGGAGCAUGGAAUAACAUCCAGUGUACUGUGCGAUCUGUGUGGUAAAACACUAUCCAGCUCAGAGCAACUGGCGAUCCACAGGAGGCUACACACAGGCGUAAAACCAUAUUCCUGCAGCAUAUGCCACAAAGCUUUCGCAAAGCGCUCCAACCUGAAGCUUCACCACAUCACCCACAGCGGGGAGCGCGCGCACGCUUGUGCAGCGUGCGGCAAGCGCUACAGUCAGCGCAGCACGCUCCACAGACACGUGCAUAGGCACCAUUCAUCCGAGAAGAAAUGUACAAAAUGUGAUGCCGCAUUCAACUCCCACACUGAACUUGAAGCUCAUCUGAAAAUUUGUUCUUGAUGUUUUAUACAAUGGAGUAAUAAAUAUUUUUUUCGAAA